CUUCCACGUGGAGAGGGGGGUUCUGGGUGUUCACUUUUCGAAGCAGAAGCGUUUGGCUGAAAGUUAGCGGACUCGGUGCCAGAAAGAGGAACACACACCCCGGGACACAGGAGACCUUGUGACUGCCUCCCCCCAGCGGGGAGGUGUUUAACCUCGGUUCUCAGUUCCUGUUGACGCGGGGAGGACCCUCCUCCUCCAAGUUUCUGUUUGUGCAGCUUCCAACAUAUCCGUGUCGUGUGGCCGAAAAUAACUGCGCAAUAAGUCUGCUGCUCCCCGGUUGUUGUUAUGUUGUCCAGCCGAGCGGAGCACCGGGACAUGGUGGUGUUGUGGGUCCUGAAGUCCUCCGCGGUCUGAACCGGACCGGACCGGGUGGACAUGAUCGGCUCACCGGACCUUCUGCCGUUCACCGGCUCGGAGGGGUUUGAGGAAGAAAGAGCGAAGCAGGAGGCCUGGAGUCUACCGGAGGAGUUUUCUGUCCCUCUGGGACCUUCUGCUCAGCCCUGGAGCUCCAGAGCCCAGUUCCACAGAGACUUCAUCCUGGUGGCGGAGUUCUCAGAGCAGGUGGGACCGAGGCCUGUGCUGACUAUACCAAAUGAGCAAAAGGUCAUCGGCUCAUUUGACCUCAACCACUUCUCUGUACGCAUCAUGUCCGUGGACUACCAGGCGUCUGGCCCGGGUCACACCCCUCCCUCUUCACCGGGUCCCCGGCUCAGCUUCAGCGAGGACUCCAGAGUGAUGCUGGGAGAUUCGGCGGAGGAUGCGUUUGCCUAUGUUCAGCACCUGACCCUGUACGACCUGGAAGCUCGGGGGAUGGUGCGUCCGUUCUGCAUUGCCUAUGUGUGUUCGGACCAGGUGAAGCUGAUGGAGAACUUCUCUGAGCUGUCGACGGGCUUCUCUCAAGCGUCUGACAGCCUCAAGACUGGAAAUAGACAAGCAUUUUCCACAGAGCUGCAAAGAAAACUACAAGAGCUUGAGUUCAGACGGUUGACUCUGCUGCAGAACAAAGAACUUCAGGAAGUGAAGGAUGAAUCAGCUGAAGGGAAACCAGAGGAGCUUGAUGUUUUGGAAUAUUCCAUCUUAAAUCACAGAGAGCUCCUUCGCCAGGUCACAUCCUACCCUAACAGGAAGCUUCAACAGCCUGACUUCCUGCCCUAUGACCCAGCUGACUCCCUCACAGAUCUGACUGCGUUACAGCCUCCUGAGCCAUGCUCCUAUCUCCCCACCUCCUCCUCCUCCUCCUCCCCAUCCUCCUAUAGGUCAGAGAACCUUCUCAAGCCUCUCGAGGAGCUCUGCAACUCCUACUUCUUUUCCCUGAUGAAGGAGCAGCUAGUGGACACUGAGCGGCGUCUGCGGGGGGACAGGAGCGUCCUUAGAACUUGUCAUGUCACUCAUUCACUGUCCAGGAGGCUGAAGCUCACCAACUUCCUGUUUGAGCUGUGGAGCCCCAGGGAGGCAGAGGAGGAGGAAGGUGAGCGUGCUGAGAUGGAGGCACAGGGGGUCUCGGGGAGCAAGACGGAGGUUCAGUCAGAACGGCAGAGUGCGGAGGUGCUCAUAUCCUGUCUGGAGGAGAUCCCGAUCAAACUGGUGGCAGAAAAGGCUGACUUCAGCGCUGCUGCAGAGAUGACGGGGAGCAUGAGCAGCGGGGACAGCAUUGAAGUCCUCGGGACGGAGAAGUCUUAUCAGACACAGCGGGUGAUAGCUGAAACAUCCACGGGGACAGCAGAUGUUUGUGUCCGGUGUGCGGCGAUAGACGCGGGUGUCAGACGCGUGCGAGAUUACGCCAAACGGGCCAACAGCGAGGACAGCAUCGAGGUGCUCAGCACCAGCGAGUCCAUCUUUCCCGACGACCUUACCGCCAUCACAGAGGAAGAGGCGGAGCAUCAUCCUCUAACUAACGGUUUUAAGGAUGAGGAAGAGUUAGCGAAUGGUUGGAAAUCUGAUGAAUUACCUCCUGAAAGGAUGAAGAUGACUUGGGCUACUUCAGAGAAUGAACGUGAUGACCCCGUCAACAAAGGAGAGUCUUUAGGAGAACCAGCUGCUGAUGUUGAUGAUUCUGUCACCAAGAGGAUAAAAGACAUUCAGGAAGAUGUCGCUCCAGAGAAGGCGCAUGAACCAUCAGAAGGCGUGGACUUGUUUCCACGGAGACUGAGGUUGUUUUCUCAGCUACAUGUAAAAUUGGCCCCUCCCACUCCUGUGGCUGAGAUGGGUCGGAGGUCACCGCCGUGCCCUCCUCUCAGGCUGCUGAGCGUAGAUGAGAUGUCCGACUGCAGCAGCUUCACUGGCUCCUCAGACACAUUCUCCCCUACGCAGGGUAACCACAGCAGCACACAGCUGGGUCGUCGGAGGAGGAAGGCUGGACUCAGAGCCCUCCGGUUCAUCAAGCAUCACUCCUUCUCCCAGCACGCCAUCUUCUGUCUCCUGAGCGGCCGGCCGCUGGUCGUCGUCGGAGGAGAUGAGAGUUUAGUGAGGAAGCAGGUGGAUGGUCUUAGCCUCUUCCUGCCAUCCCCCGGUUCUGAUGGAAGCGCGGUGAUGCCGUGUUUGACCACGCCACUUCAGCUGUCUGACCUGCUCACCUGGAGACUCAUAGGAAUACAAAGAUCCUCCUCCAGCUUAUCCUCCACCAUUCUUCUUUCUGUGACUCGAUACAGUCGGUACCUGGCUUUGCUGGACCUGGAUCAGAAGACGCUGCAGAGCCCGACCUACUCCGGCUCUCUCCUCAGCCAGCUGGCUGAGCCUCACACCGGUUUCCGAGGGGGACUGACUUACCUGCUGCACUUGGAGAGCUGCCUGGCCGCACUGGCCAGCAAGGCACUGCUGCACACACUCCUAGCGGGAGGCGUUGGUACUGAAAGGGAUUGUCUGCAUGCACAAGGGUCCUUCUCCAGUGAAUGUGACUACAGAGUCAUGCACCAUCUGUCUGACCUCAUCAAGCAACGCCACGCAGGACGUGGGCCGCCAUUUUUAAAAUUCUCUUACUGCUCAGUGCAGCUUCACAAAAACACGUUUGCUACAUAAGAGCCCGAGUUGAGAUUAAUGUCAGAGCUCAGGUUUAGUCAUUAGCUGCUGUAAACAGAAUUAUUCUAUUUUUCUAGCUCAAUUCAAAUUCAAAAAUACUUUAUUAAUCCCAGAGGGAAAUUGAUUUUUCUUACUGAGUGUUUAAGGACUUUUCUCACCAAAGACAUUUAAACAGCAGUUAACCGCUUUAUUAUAGUGACUUUACCAUGUUUAUCACUUCCUCACACACGAACGCUUCAUUUAAAGUGAAUUAUUCAGAAAAAGUGCAAGUACACCAUCAUUCAGAUUAUAAUCUCUGAACUAGUAUUAUGACUUUAGGAGGUUUCAGACUGUGUGCUGUGAUUUUUAAAACUACAAAAACGUGUUGCUUCGUUUAAAUAUUCACCUGGUUUUGAUUAAGCUAAAUGUCUUUAGUAGAAAAAACCCUAAAAAUCUAGAAAAGGCUUUAAUGAAUACAAAUAAAACAAAAUCCUCUAGAAUAGAGUCAAGUACAUUUUAAUCCCUCGGGAACGUUCCUCUGAGAAAUUCAGUUUCCAGUAGUGGCACAUCGACAGAAAAGGACAAAAAAAAAAAAAAACCAGAUUCAACAAGUACAAAGAUGUUUAAGAAAAUAUAUAAACAAUCAAUUAAAAAAAACACAUAAAAACUUCCAAUCAGCAGUAUUAAGAUUACAUCACAACUCCAUGUUGAGCUCAAAUCAACAAUAAACUGGAAUUUUAUCUCAAAUGUGAAUUUAAAUCCUUUAACUGGGAAACUUGAGUGAAAACGUGUUUUUCUGUCAGAGGUCUGCAGGAUGCCACAAAGAAAAGGAAAACAAGCAACUUUUACCUCAGUGUGUUUAUCUAGUGGCUAAAAAAAACCAACUAAAGCUUUGAGUUGGUUCUGCUUACCUCCUCUACCAUGUCAACAUCUUUUCCACAACAUGGAACAUUUACAGAACAUGACCCAUAAAACAUGACAGGUGUUCUGAAGGUACGGUUUCUUAGCCCUGCAGGUAAAAUAGAGAACUAAAACCUUUAACAAAGAGACUUUUUUACUGACAUAUGGUAAAAUUUGUAAAACAAAAUUCUACUGGCAUGAAAAGCAAGUUUUCUUUAUUUGCCAUUUUGGAAGUGAACAGAUCGUCCCAGGAUGGUUAGUUUUCUUUCCAACCGAAGACUUUUUUCAUUCAUCAACUGUUCUAACCCAUCAGAAACGGUGGUCAGUGUGGGUUGUCCCACUCGUCUAAUGUUUUUAGUUAGUAAACACGCUAAGAUGCUUUAUGUGUUACCAAACAUGCUGUAACCUAAAAGGUGACCGACACUUGUGCAAAACUCUGAAUAAAACUUUAUGCUUU
Molecule: messenger RNA, 4351 nt
Organism: Nothobranchius furzeri (turquoise killifish)
Lineage: Eukaryota; Metazoa; Chordata; Actinopteri; Cyprinodontiformes; Nothobranchiidae
Gene: smcr8b
Product: Smith-Magenis syndrome chromosome region, candidate 8b
Cellular component (GO): guanyl-nucleotide exchange factor complex
Molecular function (GO): GTPase activator activity
Source: RefSeq, a predicted model, not a curated record